CUUACCGCAUUCCUGCCCCUCCCAGGAAGCCACCCGGGAGUAAGAGGCCCCAUGCGGGGUCAGGGCUGGAGCCGGAGCAAACCCUGCGAGGGAGCAGGUGACGCGGAGCAGGUGCUUCCCGGAUCCCAGCGCUGCCCCCCACACGAUGGCGUCUCCCCGGAUCCUCAGCACCGUCCUGGCCCUGCUCAGCCUCCUGCUGCUGCUGGUGGCCCUGGGCUCCGACCACUGGCUGGUGGCCACCAGCCGCCUCGGGUCCCUCCAUGAGGGGCUGUGGAAGAGCUGCCAGAAUUCGGUGUGUGAACAAAUUUCUUCAGCAUCAGUCUCUUUAAAGGUAACCAGGGCUUUCACACUGCUGGGCGUGAUCGCUGGGUUUCUCUCCUCCUUCGCUCUCCUCGCCUCGUUCCUGCGCUCCCACCUCGGCUCCUUACCUCUGACCCUGCUCUCCUUUCUGGGCAGCUUCAGCGCAGGGCUCUGCACCAUGAUCGCGCUGGCCAUGUACACAGGGGAGUUCGCUGGGGCCGUGAAUGCCGCCCACAGCCAAGUCACCUUCGGCUGGUCCUUCGGCCUCGGCUGGGCCUCCUUCCCCCUCUUCCUCAUCACUGGGGACCAGCGAGGGAACUUGGGACCCCGGCCAAUGGCUGGAGAAUGGAGACCCCAGCGACUGGUGACCUGGUGACCGGGAGGCCCAGCUCGAGAGUCGCAGCCGGUUCUGGCCGGUGGAAGGACAAUGGGCUGCGGGGAGAGGACCCCGGUGACCUGACUGACCAGUUCCAGCCAGAGGGGCCAGAGGACAGAAGAGGGGAGAGGAGGCCCAUGCGACCCUGUUUACCUGGAGAGAAGACAAAGGACAGAGAGGGGGCUUGAGGCCAGUGAUAUCAAAUGCCGAACUGGGAAGCAGGGGGGCUCUGGGCUGGAGAGGAGGAGAAGACAGAGCCCACCUGGAUGCAGGGGAGAGUGGGAUGUGCUGAGCUGAG
Molecule: messenger RNA, 974 nt
Organism: Trachemys scripta elegans
Lineage: Eukaryota; Metazoa; Chordata; Testudines; Emydidae
Product: protein NKG7-like
Exons: 5
Coding region: 146-676 (176 amino acids)
Cellular component (GO): plasma membrane
Source: RefSeq, a predicted model, not a curated record